This is a messenger RNA of Scheffersomyces coipomensis, 2088 nucleotides long. It is a transcript of the gene CRN1, whose product is annotated as Crn1p. The record is from RefSeq and is a predicted model, not a curated record. Gene Ontology annotation, biological process: actin filament organization. NCBI's taxonomy places the organism in Eukaryota, Fungi, Ascomycota, Pichiomycetes, Serinales, Debaryomycetaceae. Gene Ontology annotation, molecular function: actin filament binding. Bases 126 to 2054 code for a protein of 642 amino acids. The transcript has 2 exons.
AGCUAGGUUUGACAAUCAACGAAUUUCCAUAAACAGAUCGAACCAACACAUUUAUCGAUAACCAUAAUCAAUUGGUUAAGAAGUCAAAUUCAGCUCAAUUGAUUUAGGAUAAACUGUUUUAAACAAUGAGUGGAAAAUUCGUUAGAGCUUCAAAAUACCGUCAUGUGUUCGGUCAAUCAACCAAAAGAGAAUUAUGUUAUGAAAACUUGAAGAUCACCAAGAACGCUUGGGAUUCUAAUAUCAUUCAAGUCAAUGGUAAAUACUUAGCUGUCAAUUGGGAUGCUUCUGGUGGAGGUGCCUUUGCAGUUAUUCCAGUAAGUGAAGUUGGGAAGGCUCCAGAUACUGUUCCUUUAUUCAGAGGUCACAAAGGUCCAGUGUUAGAUACUGCUUUCAAUCCAUUCAACAAACAACAAAUUGCCAGUUCUUCGGAUGAUGGUAAGAUUUUAAUAUGGGAUAUCCCUGAAGAUUAUUCUUUCCAUAAAUAUUUAGAUGAAAAUGAUAACAUUAAGGAUAUUACUGAACCAAGUAAAGUCUUAUCUGGUCAUACUAGAAAAGUGGGUCAUAUUGAAUUCCACCCUUGUGCCGAAGAUGUAUUAGCUUCUUCAUCUUUAGAUUAUUCAGUUAAAAUUUGGAAUGUUAAAACCGGUAAGACCGAGCUUACAUUACAACAUAAGGAUCUUGUCACCUCUUUUGCUUUUAACUAUAACGGUUCUUUAUUAGCUACUACAUCAAGAGAUAAGAAAUUAAGAAUCUGGGAUAUUAGAUCAGGAAAAAUCCUUUCUGAAGGUCCAGCUCAUUCUGGUGCUAAACCAGCUAGAGUUGUGUGGUUAGGUAAUACCGACAGAGUUGCAACCACUGGUUUUGAUAGACUUUCCGACCGUCAAGUUGGUAUUUGGGAUGUUAACAACAUAGAAAAAGGUCCAAUUGAUGGAUUCCUUAUCAUUGAUGCAUCUUCUGGUGUCUUAAUUCCAUACUUUGACGCUUCUACUUCUAUGCUUUACAUAGCUGGUAAGGGUGAUGGUAACAUUCGUUAUUAUGAGUAUGACAAUGAUAUCUUAUAUGAUAUCUCUCAAUAUAGUUCUACCGAUCCUCAAAGAGGUUUUGCCGUCGCUCCAAAGCUGACUGUCAAUGUUAAGGAAACUGAAGUUCUUAAAUCGUACAAGACCGUCUCUGAUAACUACAUUGAACCAAUCUCAUUCAUUGUUCCAAGAAGAUCAGAAUUAUUUCAAGAAGACAUCUAUCCAGAUUGUCCUUCUGACAAGCCUGCUUUAUCUGCUGAAGAAUGGUUUUCAGGCAAGGACGUCAAUGGUCCAUUAUUGAUAAGUAUGGAAGCUAUUUUCGAUGGUACUUCUCCAACUAUCAGAGAAUCGACUCCUGUCGUCCAUGUUUCAGUUGCUAAAGAAGAAGCUGCAGUGGCCAAAGCCGAAGAGGAACCAGUUAAACCUGUUGAAAAGAAACCAGAGGUUGAAUCAGAAAUUGUCACCAAAGAAUCUACCCCUGUUCCUGGCAAGAAUGUUGAUGCAUUAUUGACUUCUUCCGACCUGGUCAAUAAAUUGUUGAGUAAAGUUGUGGACCAAUCUGAUGACGAAGAUGAAGUUCCAUCUGUUGAAGACGACAAAGAUGAUUGGGAAGAAGUAAAGAAACCAGAAACGAGCUCUAUCUCUAGUUCAAAGACAAUCGAUAAACCUGUUGAAAUCAAAAAGGAAGUUGUCAGUGAAACUCCAAAAGAAGAUAUCACCAAGGUAGAACCUGAGAAAGUAGAAGAAACUGUGUCAGAAGUAAAGAAAGAGGCCGUUGCUCCUGUGGUCAAGGCCGAACCAGAACCAGUAAAAGAGACCCCUGUUGCCGAAAGCGUGAAAGAUGCAUCUCCAGCUCCUUCAACCACUUCCGUUAAAACUGCAGGUGCUCCUACUUUGAAAGCAACCGUUGAAAAGUUACACGGUAUUGUCGAAAAAUUAGAAACUCAUAUCUUGACUCUUACUCAAUCUGGUUUAGAAAAAGAUGAAAGAUUGAAAGCUUUAGAAUCUAAGAUCGAAGAAUUGCUCAAGAAGUAAAAGCAGUCUAUAUGAAAUCAUUGAUACGUUUAUU